This is a messenger RNA of Fusarium falciforme, 687 nucleotides long. RefSeq lists its product as hypothetical. Lineage: Eukaryota; Fungi; Ascomycota; Sordariomycetes; Hypocreales; Nectriaceae. The record is from RefSeq and is a predicted model, not a curated record. The coding region runs from base 1 to 687 and encodes 228 amino acids. The transcript has a single exon.
AUGAAUCAACAGCCUCCUGAAUCUCAUCGAGACGACUUCUCGUGGACGGAGGCUGUGCUUGAUAACUCACCGGCAAGUCCCGAUUUAAAUAUCCUGGAAAGAUCAGAGGCUCAUUGUUUAAGCAGAGUACUGGAGGCGGCCGAAUAUGAGCAUCGCACGCCCCUUGAGCUCGACGCAACAGAUGACUCAGUCUUUCUUCCAGACCUAGACGACUAUGGAGAUCCCUCAGCCACAGCGAGCACCCCAGGUUGCUCGCUAUUAGGAUCAGAUAGCGUAUUUCCCGCUAUGCUCGACAGCAGUUCCUGUACACCAGCCACUUCCUGCACGAGCGCCGAGGAAGCCACAUUCUUGCCUUGGUUGGUCCCCGAAGGGAAUCAUCUCAACUCAUUGCUGUAUCCAGAGAUGGUUUUGGACCCCUCCUUUACCGCUAUCCAGGGCGAAAACCACCACAUCUCUCCGGAGCAGAGCCACUACACGACCGAAGGAUCUCACGUGGGUGACCUUAUCAACGACAACUGGGCGUCUUCACCCUUCAUUCCGUCAUCAGAUAGCUUCGCCCUUGAUGCUCUCCUAUCGGACAGGCAGGAAUGGGACACGAUUCUGCAACCUACGGCGUAUCCCUUGACCAUGCGAAGAGGCUUUGACAACUAUCGUACUGUUCGGCUCAUCCUUACAUUUGCUGUUUGA